GUCUGUGCUUUAUAUCGCCGUGCCAGCCUUUCAGAGCGACGGAGAGCAGCACUGGCUGGCUGAGAGAGGGAGAGAGAGAGAGAGAGAGAGAGAGCUUAUAUAACACCAGCUCUGGGAAAUGCUGGAGAGCCGAGGAGACCUUCACUGGACAGUAAGCGGGGGAAACAGCGAUCAUAACGGCUAUAAACUGCUAAGUGAUCGCACGACGCAGGGAUGCCGUACCACUCCACCGCUGAAGCUUCUCCCCAAGGAUCAUCCUGGAGUCAGUGGCCGCAGCCUUGGACAUUAAAUCCCUCUCUGUUGUAACGCAUCCAUUGUUCCACUGCUGCUAUUGGACUCUGUGGCGAUGAAGGAACAAGACACAAUGUCUACAACAUUGCCAGAUGCUGCAGGUGUUUCCCAGAUUAGGAAGUUGUAAGUAGGUUACAGAUCUUCUCACUCUUAAUCCAUGAAAUGGCCUUCCACUGAGGUGAGACAGUAAACAGAAUGGUGGCGCCCCUCUACAGACUGCACUGCUUCUUGAAGCGGGCUCAGAUGCUGCUGCUCUGCCUGGGCAUCGCCUAUCUUAUGGCAGGCAGCAUCUUGCUCCUGCAGCGCUCCAGCAUCAGAGUAGCCCAGUCAAACCUUGCCAGCCUGCCGCCCCUGCUGUCCCUCGCAGCGCCUCCUACCGCCCUCAGGACUGCAGGCCUGGGCGUGAGGGCACGCUCCAGAUGGGCCGCCAUUCAGCCUGUGUCCGGAGGGGGAGCCAAGGCAGGGCGACACUGGCCUGCUUCCCAAAGCCUGGGGGUCCAACACUUGCAUCGCCGCUGGUUUCACAGUCUGCUGCCAGAGAGUCCAGAGCAGAAAGUCUCUCUCCACAGGAGCAGCAGACAUAAAGGAACCUACAUCGGUUGUUUUCUGCACAAUGCCAGUGAUCGAGCCCUGGGAGGAACCAUGCUUUAUGACCUGCGCAAAAUGACCAGUUCUCUGUGUCAAGACACCUGCUCAGAAAGUGGGUACCAGUUUGCAGGUCUGGAUUAUGGUGCUGAAUGCCACUGCGGGAACCGGAUCAGUAGCCCACGGGCUCCUGAGGAGGAUUGUAGUCUGGUGUGUCGGGGUGAGAGGGGGUCUCCCUGUGGCGGCGUGGGCCGACUCUCCAUUUACAAGGUGGAGGAGCAGCUGCCAGGUCACAGAAAAUUCAGAAAUGUUCACUACCGCGGUUGCUUCAAGCUGCCGAAGAGCACCAUCAGCACCUUCCCCAUCUACUCCUUUCAGCCCAACCUAACCACACAGUCCUGCAUCGAGACCUGCACAGAUAAGGAGCUCCCCCUGGCUGUGUUCAAGAAGCCCGACUGUUUCUGUACGUGGACAUCCUCUCUUUUCAGUCUCAACCAGCAGUCUGAGAACCAGCAGUGUGUGGGGAACACUGGUCUGAACCACACCAGCACCUCCACACCCACAGCACCCACUCAGCAUGACCACUACCAGGUGUAUCACACACCUGUGCUUGACUCCAGGUGCAAAGAGAGGAUGUUUCUGCCUCAGAGAUCCAGCUCCCUGGUGGCUCUUUCUAGUUUUCCUGGUGCAGGCAACACCUGGGUACGGCACCUGAUCGAGCUCGUGACCGGCUACUACACUGGCAGCUUCUAUUUCGAUGGCACAUUGUACAACAGAGGUUUCAAAGGAGAGAAGGACUACUGGAAGAGCGGCCGCAGCAUCUGCGUAAAGACCCACGAGAGUGGUCAGAAAGAGAUUGAGAUGUUCGAUUCUGCCAUCCUGCUGAUUCGAAACCCUUACCGCUCCCUCAUGGCUGAAUUCAACCGCAAGUGUGCCGGACAUUUAGGACACGCCACAGAUGUACAGUGGAAAAGCAAAGAAUGGCCAGAAUUUGUCUCCAGCUACGCCCCCUGGUGGGCGUCCCACGCUCUGAGCUGGCUGAAGUUUGGACGCCGCCUGCUGGUGGUGCAUUACGAGGAGCUGCAGAAGGCUCUUCUCCCUCAGCUCCGUGUCAUCACAGCCUUUCUAAACAUCACUAUGACUGAGGAGAGGCUGCUUUGUGCACAAAGCAACCAGGACGGGCAUUUCAAACGCUCGGGGGCCCAGCAGCCCUCCUUCGACCCAUUCACUCCUGACAUGAGACAGAUGAUUGACCCCUUCAUUCAUACUGUUGACCAGGCACUGCAGAGCAGGAACUUUAGCAGACUUCCACAAGAAUACCUCCCCAGAUGAUGAUCUAUAAAUGUCAUACACAUAGUCCUUUAAAUGACUGGUCCAGCAGGGCUUUGCGAGAGAGAAGUUCUUCACCGAGUGCUCUGUGGGGAACAGACACACACUGGCUGAUGUAAGUGGACCACCUGACUCUUUGAUAAACCAGACGCACUGUGAAUGGCUGAAGAGUCGUGGAAACACACAGGAGGUCACUGGAGAAAACAUGACAAUGCUUUGUGAAAUCCAAUGGUGAACAGUGAUGAAAGCCUCGGGCAGGGACUGCCUCUCUGAGAGCCGCAAAUGUGACGAAUACUCUGAGAGGAUUUGACAUGAUUUGUUGGCCUGCAGAGUUGGGAUUAUCUAGCAAAGUGCCCGACUGCACAAAUUUGAGUGUGUAAAUCCAGGAUGGAUUCAUUUUGAUUGAGGAGGGUUUUCUGUGGGUCUUUAUAAUUUCACUUUAAUACAUAUAUUGUGUAUUUAGCAUACACCCAUGUUAAUAAAAAUUACAAGUCAUACUAACACAGAUGACAACCACAGCAUUAGCAUUACGCUGGUUGCUGCAGGUUUGCAAUACUGAUGGAUAAAGCCUCAAAGCUGCUACAUGUGGCUGUAAGAACUCUCCAUGCAACUAGUUUGACUGUACAUGAACUCUGAAAUAUGUUUUGUGAUUUAUGCUUUAAACUGUAAAUGAAAUCCAGCUGUUUCUACGAGUACUUUAUUUCAUUAAAUGCAUUCAGUUGUUUA
Molecule: messenger RNA, 2931 nt
Organism: Siniperca chuatsi (mandarin fish)
Lineage: Eukaryota; Metazoa; Chordata; Actinopteri; Centrarchiformes; Sinipercidae
Gene: wscd1b
Product: WSC domain containing 1b
Exons: 9
Coding region: 487-2208 (573 amino acids)
Molecular function (GO): sulfotransferase activity
Source: RefSeq, a predicted model, not a curated record